AUGGCGCCCACGAUAGAGUCGCUCAAGGCCAUCCUCGAACGAGUCGCCCUCGACCCGCGAUACCAUGACCUGCUCUCCCUCGUCAAGACGGCGCGCAACGGCGCUGUCUAUGGCGCCAAAGUGCGCUUCCCCCACGCGCUCGUCAUGGUCUUUCUCUUUCGAUCCGGAACCAUCCAGCAAAAAUGCCAGCUCGUCUUGCGCGCGACAAAGAAGCAUGCGUCUAACCUCGCCCGCUUCGCCACCAUUUACAAGCUCGUCAUGCUGGGUCUCAAGUACUACGGCCCGACCCCCGGCAAAGAGGGACCCUACGACUCCUUCUUCGCCGGCCUCGUCGGCGGCUACCUGGUCUUCGGGCAGCGCUCGCCGCGCACGGGCAAGAUCUCCAGCGUCAGCCAGCAAAUCGUCAUUUACAUCUUUGCGCGCGUCUGUCUCGGGCUGGCCAAGAUUGCCGUCAAGCCCGGGGCGACGCCGCUGCCGUGGGUCUCGGACGAGCCGCUGCGCGCCGCCAUCCACCGGUACGCCUGGCCCGUCUUCGCGUCCGUCUCGUGGGGCGCCGUCAUGCUGCUGUUCCGCUACCACCCGGACGAGCUGCAGAGCAGCCUGCGGAGCAGCAUGACGUACAUCUACAGCGACUGCAACAGCUGGGACUCGCUGCGGACGCUGGUGUGGCAUAACAAGUAG
Cordyceps militaris CM01 is the source of this 681-nucleotide messenger RNA. RefSeq names its product peroxisomal membrane protein (PmpP24), putative. Gene Ontology annotation, cellular component: peroxisomal membrane. The transcript has 5 exons. The record is from RefSeq and is a predicted model, not a curated record. NCBI's taxonomy places the organism in Eukaryota, Fungi, Ascomycota, Sordariomycetes, Hypocreales, Cordycipitaceae. Bases 1 to 681 code for a protein of 226 amino acids.